UACCAGUCAAAAUAGUUAUUCAUUAUCUAUUUUUUUAUACCUAAGGAUGAAUGACAAUAAUUGUUUCUCCUUUUUAACAUUAACAUCAGAGGAUUCCCCAAUGAAUGAUGAUGAUAUUUGCAAAGACAAAAAAAAGAAGAAGGAUGAUGGAUGCUGGCUUGAUGAUUCCUUAUCCCAAGAAAAUCUUACGGAUAUUAUGAUUUUGACACCGGAUGAAACGACGACGGAUAACAGUAAUCACAUAUGCACCACUAGUAUCCGGUUAUUCUUUGAUGAACUCGGGUACUUGACGGAAGAACCUCAACCUAUUGAUCCUACCAAGAACUAUGCAGAGGAGUUUGAAGCCCGUGUGGCACAACACACCUAUAAGAAAACUCGCCGUCGUCAUAUCGAUCUCUCACGUAUUCCUUCUUUACUGGACGAGGAUCCUGCUUCUGAUAUGUCUUCUACCUCCUCCUCUUUUAUUCAUCAUCCAACAGAUAUCGAACCUUAUCCUGUUUUUAGAUGAUCUUUCUUUUCAUGAUACAUCUAUAGACAAACCCCUCCUUUUUUUUUUUUAAUUCUCCUAAUGACCAAUCCCGCAUUAUAUAAUUUUUUUUUCAUUGGUUUCUCAACAAUAUACCAACAUCUAUUUAGAUCUCUAUAAUAAAAUGACCUAUUCCUCAAUGGAUACAUCAUUCGAUUUUAUUUUUA
Molecule: messenger RNA, 693 nt
Organism: Halteromyces radiatus
Lineage: Eukaryota; Fungi; Mucoromycota; Mucoromycetes; Mucorales; Cunninghamellaceae
Exons: 1
Coding region: 47-508 (153 amino acids)
Source: RefSeq, a predicted model, not a curated record